GCGCGACGGUGCCUGUUGCUGCGCAGCGGGACGCGUACUCUCGGACCGUGCUUUCGUCAAGAAAAAUCGUCGUCUGCUUUUCUGUUGUCGUUCUGUUUUAGAGAUCACCGCUGCGAAGGAUGACGGCGGGCUCCGUGUCAGUGCCGCAGGUCAUACCCCUUCGGAGCCCUCUUCCAGGGAGGGCCAAGCACCGGAUAGACACCAGCACUCGGGUAGAAAUAAAGUCAGAUACACCUGAGGUCUCUAUUUAUUACACUUUAGAUGGAAGUAAACCAGAACUUUUUAGGAAACCUGGCUAUGGAGAGCAUAACACUUUUAAGUAUAAGAGUCCUAUCACGUUACCAGUUGGGAAAAUAACAGUCAAGGCUCUUGCAGUUACCAAGGACUGCAGGGAGAGUGCUGUUGUAACAAAGGUGUUUCUAGUAGAGUACAAGCAACCAAACAUCCUCUUCUCUAUGGAAGACGAUGACAAGAAGUUCCUAAAAGAUAUCACAACACAGGAGAAGGAAGAUGAAAUGUUCACUACAAAACCAAAGAAAAAUGGAAUGGAUGUGGAAAUCAAACCUGCCUGGAGUGAAUCACCCCGGGAAUUCCAAGACUUGGAAACAGCAAGAAAGACUGACCGCAAGCCCCUGCAAGGACCACAGCUCCUGAGCAGCCCUUUGGGAACAGCAGGGUAUGGAGAGGAUUCCUCAGCACUACCAACAGAGUCCUUACAGUUUGCCAGUUCUGCAGUGACCAGCCGGAAGAGCCUGGCAAGCACACAGGUGGCGAGGAUCCAGAGGGAGAGAGAUUUCCUCAGAUGUGCAUACUGCUCUGCACCUCGCCUGUCUGACCCCUCAGCUCACUUCUGCCAGGAAUGUGGCUCUCCUAUCCCACCUGUGCCAGUGCAUCGCUUCCCAUCCCCUGAAGGAGCACAGAUGGCACCAUGUCUUGAAUGCAAACAUCUCGUGCCAAUGAAUACGCCCACUUGCAUUGUGUGUGAAUCACCAAUAGAUCCACAACUGCAGCCCCAAAACAACACCUGCUUUAAGGGCAAAGUAAUUUGUCAGGCAUGUGGCACAGGAAAUCCUCUUCACCAUAAACAUUGUGUGACCUGUGAAAGCAAACUGCCUGAAACACAGAUGCCCAUGUUGGGAAGAGAUCCCCCCCCACCUUAUACCAGUCAGCAAGGGAAGACAGUAUUCUGCUCAAAAUGCAAUCGUGUGAACCACUGUGAGGCACGUUUCUGUGACUGGUGUGGAGCCAAGCCUGACCCUCCUCCAUGCUACUUUACUUGUUUCAAGUGUGGUACAAAAACUCGUCCAUAUGCUCGGUUCUGUGGGUCCUGUGGUGUUUACAUAGAGCCCCCAUCAAGGUUGAGCUCUCAAAAUGGAGUUCUCAUGGAUUCUGGAGACUCGCUGAGGUUUUCUGAGGCUAAAUCACUUCAAGCUCAAAUUGCCUGGCAGCCUCUUCCUAUUUCGUUGUUCAAAUCAAGAACAGAACUAAAAGAAACAGAAGAUAAAGGAACCCAAACCGUUGGACUUUUUUACCCAUCUAGCAAACUGCUGGAAAAGAAGGAACUUGAGUGGGUUUUACACAAAGAAAAGCUGCAAAAGAUGAGUGAUCACAAGCCUCUCCUGACAGCUAUAAGUCCUGGAAAAGGCUACUGGAGAAAACAGUUGGAUCACAUUUGUGCUCACCUUAGAAGCUAUGCUCAGAACAACCUUGAAUUCAGAGCACUGGUUGGAGAACCUCGAAUGGGAAAGGUAGGAGUAAUAUCUUCCAAUCCAAAGCAUCAUGAAAAGAUUAUUCUGGCUGGUAGACAAACACUGGAGUAAGCAUCUCAGUUCUCUUUAGACCUUGACCCAUUUCUAUGUGGAGAUUUUUGUUUUUGUUUUCCAUUUUUCACUUAGUCUGUCACUGAAUUUUUAUUUCUGCCUAUAGCAGUUUCUUUUCUUCUCUCACCUCAGUAAGAGAAGUGACAGAAGCCAGAAGGCUCUUGCUUCAGCUGUUUUUACAGAAUCCCACAGCAGGCAAUCAAAAAGAGGCCACGGACAUCUAUGUAGUUGUUCAGUUAAAUAAGCCCUACUAGAAAUAGCAUUUAGGUGAUAUGCUUGCCCCUGCUCAGAGCUGCGUUACACCAGCAGAUAGCAGUAAUUCUCUGUGGUUAUAUAGCCUACUUUGAGGAUAAACUGUAUCAGCAGUGGAACGGUGAAUUCUUUUCAUAUCAGAGAUAGGGCCUU
Meleagris gallopavo (turkey) is the source of this 2225-nucleotide messenger RNA. NCBI's taxonomy places the organism in Eukaryota, Metazoa, Chordata, Aves, Galliformes, Phasianidae. The record is from RefSeq and is a predicted model, not a curated record.